Messenger RNA from Capsella rubella, 430 nucleotides. Its product is annotated as putative defensin-like protein 235. NCBI's taxonomy places the organism in Eukaryota, Viridiplantae, Streptophyta, Magnoliopsida, Brassicales, Brassicaceae. Gene Ontology annotation, biological process: signal transduction. The transcript has 2 exons. The coding region runs from base 72 to 335 and encodes 87 amino acids. The record is from RefSeq and is a predicted model, not a curated record.
UAUAUACACAUACAACCAUUGAAUCAUCAUUUCAUCAGCCGUUACAAAAAGAACACAGAGAAGAAAGAAUCAUGAGAUCCGUUACUUUGCUUCUGCUUUCUUGUAUUCUCAUGUCUUUCAUUUUUAGCCAUGUUAAAGAAGUGGAAGCUGGAUUGAGUCCCAUGGCGGCUAGCCUACGUGUCCGGAAGGAUAUAUUUUUGGGAAAAUGCGGCAAAGACGGAAACAAGACAUGCGUGAACGACUUUGUUAAGAAAGGAGGUGCAGCCGAUAAGCCUAUUAGUUGCGAGUGUGAUGACUUUGGCUUCGAACAUUUAUGCAGAUGUAAUUUUGCUUGAUGUGUAAUCUCUCUUCGUUCAUAGUCUUUGUUAUAUCUCUAAAGAAAGAAAAAUUACAAUAAAUAAAAAAUAUAACCCAAGAAAUUAGAGUUUUA